GGCGGCGGCAGUCGGUGGUGAGGGGAGGGCGGCUGAGGAGGGAGCUGAGAGGAGUCCUGGCCAUGGCAGUGCAGGACCCCCGGCCCAACCACACCAUCUACAUCAACAACCUGAACGAGAAGAUCAAGAAGGAUGAGCUGAAGAAGUCCCUCUACGCCAUUUUCUCGCAGUUUGGGCAGAUUUUGGACAUUUUGGUGUCGCGCAGUCUUCGCAUGCGGGGCCAGGCCUUUGUCAUCUUCAAGGAGAUGAGCAGUGCCACCAAUGCCCUGCGCUCCAUGCAGGGCUUCCCCUUCUACGACAAACCCAUGCGGAUCCAGUACGCCAAGACGGACUCGGACAUCAUCGCCAAGAUGAAGGGAACGUUCGUGGAGCGGGAGCGGGAUCGGGACCGGGAGCGCAAACGGGACAAGCGCAAAGCCAAGGGGGGAGAAGCCCCUGGCCCCAAAAAGAGCGGGGCUGGAGCGCAGGGGGCGACACAGGGGGCAGUGCCCGGGAUGCCACCACUGGCGCAGCCGCCCCGGAUGCUGCCGCACCUGGGGGGACAACCACCCUACAUCCCCCCCCCGGGCAUGAUUCCAGCCCCAGGAAUGGCCCCAAAUCCCGGAAUUCCCCCGGGAAUGGCCCCACAGCCUGGAAUGGCGCCGAUCCCUACCCCACAGCCCCUGUCGGAAAACCCCCCGAACCACAUCCUGUUCCUGACCAACCUCCCUGAGGAGACCAACGAGCUGAUGCUCUCCAUGCUCUUCAACCAGUUCCCAGGGUUCAAGGAGGUGCGCCUGGUGCCCGGGCGCCACGACAUCGCUUUCGUGGAGUUCGACACAGAGGUGCAGGCGGGCGCUGCCCGUGAGGCCCUGCAGGGCUUCAAGAUCACCCAGAGCAACGCCAUGAAGAUCUCUUUUGCCAAAAAGUGACCCAAAACACCCCAAACCCCACCAAAACACCCCUAACCCCCCCCCAAAAAAAGGCCUGAAAUACCCAAGAUCCAAAAAAGCGCCUCAAAACCGCCCCUAAAUACCCAAAACCUGCCCCAAAACACCUUAAAAUCCUUCCAAGCCACCCCCAAAAUCCCAUAGAAACACCCUAAAAUCCCUCAAAACCACCCCAGAAUACCCUAAAUCCCAUAAAACUGCUCCCAAAUCCCAGAAAAAUACUCCAAAAUCCCAGAAAACUGCCCCAGAAAUGGUCCUGGCCCUGCUCCAAACACCCCCACACCCCCACUCCCCCAGGUAAGUUCAGCUUGGCCCAAAUCUUCCUUUUUUUAAACCCAAAUCCUCCUUUUUCCCACUUCAAAUUUUUUUUUUUCCAGCCCAAAUCCUUUGUGGGUUCCCAAAUCCCUUUUCCCAUCCCAAAAUCUCCCUUUUCCACCUCAAUUCCCCACCCCAAAUCUUGUUUUUUUCACCCGAAAUCCUUUUUUUUUCACCCCAAAUCUCCUUUAUCUACCCCAAAUAACCCUUUUCCACCCCAAAUCCUUCCCUGCCCACCCUAAAUCCCCUUUUCCCACCCAAAAUCUCCUUUUUUAACCCCAAAUCCUCUUUUCCCACCCCAAGUGCUUCCCUGCCCACCCUAAAUCCUCUUUUUCCACCCAAAAUCUUUCUGCAUCCUAAAUCCCUCAUUUUCUACCCCAAUCCCCCUUUUCUCCUCCCCACCCUAAAUCCCCCUUCCCCCACCCAAAAUUCCUUUUUUACCCCAAAAUCUCCUUUUUUCAUCUUAAAUCCUUCUUUUUCAACCCCACAUCCCCUUCUUCCACCCUGGAUCCCCAUCCCAAAUCCACUAUCUCAGCCCCCCGGGGGCUUUUGGGGUUCCUGAGGAGUUUUUGGGGGUUUUUCCCAGCAUUGUACCCAGGGUCUCUCUGUAGACAUUGCACCUGGAGCUGCCCCCAUCCCAGAUAAGCCCAAAUCCCCUUUUCCCACUCCCCCACAGGUUUCUGGGGUUCCCAAGGGGUUUUUGGGGUCUUUGCCAGCAUUGUACCCAGGGUCUCUCUGCAGACAUUGCACCUGGAGCUUUCCCAAAUAAACCCCACUGUGCCCCCCA
Molecule: messenger RNA, 2031 nt
Organism: Agelaius phoeniceus (red-winged blackbird)
Lineage: Eukaryota; Metazoa; Chordata; Aves; Passeriformes; Icteridae
Gene: SNRPA
Product: small nuclear ribonucleoprotein polypeptide A
Molecular function (GO): RNA binding
Source: RefSeq, a predicted model, not a curated record